GGAGUGAAACGAAGAUCGCCGGCCGUCCGAACCCUGUAGCUGAAGGAUAAAACAGACGCCGAAGAUGGUGAAAGGAAGCCAAGGAGAGAGAGUCAGACUUUACACCAGGGGAACAAUUCUCGGCUACAAGAGGUCGAAGUCGAACCAGUACCCAAACACUUCUUUACUUCAGAUUGAGGGUGUUAAUUCCAAGGAUGAGGUUUCCUGGUACCAAGGAAAGCGAUUGGCAUAUAUCUACAAGGCUAAAGUGAAGAAGAACGGAAGCCACUAUCGUUGCAUUUGGGGCAAGGUCGCUAGGCCUCAUGGUAACAGUGGCAUCGUUAGAGCGAAGUUCAAGUCUAAUCUGCCACCGAAGUCCAUGGGUGACAGGGUCAGAGUAUUCAUGUACCCCAGCAACAUUUGAGUCAUGGAGAACCUUGAUGAAACGAGUGGUUGUUACAUGAAGGGAUUUAUAUUUUUAUUAUGUUUUUUGUGAGCUAAGGAAGAAUCAUUUUCUGUUUCUAUACUGGGUCAUUUUUGCUGUCUAGGCCAAGUAGUUGAACAAAAUUAUAGAACCACUUGUCUUGAGCAUUUUUCAUGCGAUGUAGUUGCACUUUUCUGAAGUGGUUUUCCAGUAUACGAAGCCUUUACAUACUUGCGCUUUCAGCUAUAAUAUGAACGUGGAUUGCACAUUUUAUCGUUGA
Molecule: messenger RNA, 683 nt
Organism: Cucurbita maxima (winter squash)
Lineage: Eukaryota; Viridiplantae; Streptophyta; Magnoliopsida; Cucurbitales; Cucurbitaceae
Product: 60S ribosomal protein L35a-1-like
Exons: 5
Coding region: 65-403 (112 amino acids)
Biological process (GO): cytoplasmic translation; ribosomal large subunit biogenesis
Cellular component (GO): ribosome; cytosolic large ribosomal subunit
Molecular function (GO): structural constituent of ribosome
Source: RefSeq, a predicted model, not a curated record